Messenger RNA from Lotus japonicus, 3993 nucleotides. Its product is annotated as pentatricopeptide repeat-containing protein At1g09900. The coding region runs from base 189 to 2534 and encodes 781 amino acids. Lineage: Eukaryota; Viridiplantae; Streptophyta; Magnoliopsida; Fabales; Fabaceae. The record is from RefSeq and is a predicted model, not a curated record. Gene Ontology annotation, molecular function: protein binding. The transcript has 3 exons.
UUUUCACCCUGUAUGUAUCCAAACAAAGCAUAAGAGAACCAAAUUUGAUAUGCAGCAAUGGAACCCUGACCCAGUAAACAGAGAAAAGCUUGAAGUUGAUGAUGAUUGCUUUGCUUGGUUACCCACCUCAAGCUUACAGAAACCAAGACAAUGUAGAUUUUGUUUCUGUAUAGUGAAAAACAUUGUCCAUGGCACUUCUGAGGUUGAAUCAGCAUCCGCUGAGAAAGGUUUUAGCUACCCAUUUGUCCUCUUUUGCUCUGACUCUUCAUUCUGCAACAACUUCGAUUCCCGUUUCAUAUUCAACUGCUAAUCUUCUUGGUGAUGAGGGUGACUGCAACAUUAAGAAUUUCAAUCAUGGUUUUGGGAAACUGGGUUCUAGGUUUCCUGGGGAGUUAGGUUUUGCUGCAAGUGUCAAUGAUGAUGUACAAGAAGAUGAUGAGAUUGAGAGUAUUGAGCUGAAGAGUUCCGACCGUGGAAAUCGCGAAGAACGAGAAAAUAUUGGAAGGGUUGAAAUUGAUGAGAGUGAAUUUAGACACCCUUUGGUGAGAGAGGUUUGUAGGUUAAUCACACUCAAGUCUGCUUGGAACCCGAAAUUUGAAGGAAACCUAAGGCAUUUACUAAGAAGCCUAAAACCCCCGCUUGUUUGUGCUGUUUUACGCUCUCAAGCUGAUGAGCGCGUUGCUUUGAGUUUUUUCUACUGGGCUGAUCGGCAGUGGCGCUACAGGCACCAUACUGUUGUGUACUAUACAAUGCUAGAUGUCCUUAGCAAGACUAAAUUGUGUCAAGGCGCGAGGCGGAUCCUUCGGCUCAUGACCCGCCGAGGAAUUGAAUGUUCGCCCGAGGCUUUUGGCUAUGUGAUGGAAUCUUAUAGUCGGGCAGGCAUGUUGCGGAAUGCCCUGCGAGUUUUGACCUUGAUGCAGAAAGCCGGUGUUGAACCUAAUUUGUCUAUAUGUAACACUACUAUCUAUGUUUUGGUGAAGGGGAAUAAAUUAGACAAGGCACUUAGAUUCUUGGAAAGAAUGCAGCUGGCUGAAAUCAAACCCAAUGUUGUCACGUAUAACUGCUUGAUCAAGGGUUACUGUGAUUUAGAUCGGAUUGAAGAUGCAUUGGAGCUUAUUGCAGAAAUGGCAUCCAAAGGAUGCCCUCCAGAUAAGGUUAGUUAUUAUACUGUGAUGGCUUUCCUCUGUAAGGAGAAAAAAAUUGAGGAAGUGAAAUGCUUAAUGGAGAAAAUGGUUCAGAAUAGUAAAUUAAUACCAGAUCAGGUUACAUAUAAAACACUUAUCCACAUGCUUUCGAAGCAUGGACAUGCAGAUGAUGCUCUUGCUUUUCUGAGGGAAGCAGAAGACAAGGGUUUCCACUUUGAUAAGGUUGAGUAUAGUGCAAUAGUUCACUCGUUCUGUAAAAUGGGGAGGAUGGACGAGGCAAAGUGUUUAGUAACCGAUAUGUACACAAGAGGCUGUAAUCCUGAUGUAGUGACAUACACUGCUAUUAUUGAUGGAUUUUGUCGAAUGGGAAAGAUUGCUGAAGCAAAGAAGAUGCUGCAGCAGAUGUACAAACAUGGAUGCAAGCCAAAUACUGUAUCAUAUACAGCUUUGUUAAAUGGCCUCUGUCUCAAUGGAAAAUCAUCAGAGGCAAGGGAGAUGAUAAAUGUGAGUGAGGAGCAUUGGUGGACACCAAAUGCCAUCACUUAUAGUGCUGUGAUGCAUGGGUUCCGUCGGGAGGGAAAAUUGUCGGAGGCUUGUGAAUUGGUCAGGGAAAUGAUUGAAAAAGGUUUUUUCCCAACUCCUGUUGAAAUUAACCUGCUAAUACAGUCUCUCUGUCAAAAUCAGAAAGUAGUAGAAGCUAAAAAAUAUUUAGAAGAAUUUCUACACAAGGGCUGUGCCAUUAAUGUUGUAAACUUCACUACUGUAAUUCAUGGCUUUUGUAAGAUUGGAGAUUUGGAAGCUGCUCUAUCCGUGCUAGAUGACAUGUAUUUAAGUAACAAACAUCCUGAUGCUGUCACAUAUACCGCAUUGUUCGAUGCAUUGGGGAAGAAAGGUAGACUGGACGAGGCUGCUGAGUUAAUUGCAAAGAUGCUAAACAAAGGUCUGCUUCCUACUCCUGUUACAUACAGGACAGUCAUCCACCAUUAUUGUCGAUGGGGCAGAGUCGAUGAUAUGCUGAAAUUAUUGGAAAAAAUGCUCGCUAGGCAACCAUUCAGAACUGUGUACAAUCAGGUUAUUGAGAAGCUUUGUUUUUUUGGGAACCUUGACGAGGCUGAGAAACUACUAGGGAAGGUUUUGAGAACAGCAUCAAAACUUGAUGCUAAUACAUGUCAUGUUCUGAUGGAAAGCUAUUUGACUAAAGGGACUGCACUCUCAGCAUAUAAAGUGGCUUGUCAAAUGUUUAGACGUAAUUUAGUUCCCGAUUUAAAGUUGUGUGAGAGAGUGACCAAGAGACUGAUGUUAGAUGGUAAGAUGGUGGAGGCUGAUAACCUUAUGUUAAGGUUUGUUGAGCGUGGAAUACAACAAAAUGAGACACAUUUACAAUGCUAGAUGCUACUGUUAGCUUAAAGUCCCUGCCUCCCUGAAUGCAGCUUAAGCACUAACACAGAACUUGUGCACUAGUCUGAUCAGAAGAAAACUGAUCGAAUGGAAUAAAAUAAAACCAGGAGGGUCUCUGGCUAGAUAGCUUUCGCAUUAUUCAACUCUGCAAAACUGGGAAGUCCAUGGCGAAAUGAUGGAAAGAGAUAAAGCUAACCUGCAUCUGCCAUCUCUGUAUUUUAAACAAGAAGGCUCUCCUAUGAGUUAUUCUUUCUUAAGUAUACAUGGUACAUGUUAAACUUUCCUAUCAGUUGAUGUUCUUGGUAACCAUAAGGUGAUGAUGUUUCCUACAAUGUUCUUACUACCACAAAUUCAGAACCAGCUGACAUUGUUAUAAAUAGCGCAUUGGUGGAAUUCAAGCUGUUCAUAUAUUGAAAGGUUAGAUGCAUUCCUUUCAAUGAUUUGUCUGCAACAAGCAUAAGGAAUGAGCAGUGUGUAAUGCAUAGAGGGAGCGAUAUAUGGUCUUCAUACAUAUUAUUAUUUAGCAUUGUCUUUCAUUCUUUCUCUUGCCCCAUUUCCCAAACAAUGUCUGCCCCUUAUCAGGGGAAUGGAGGGGGUCUAAACACCUUAUAAUUACAUUUUAUCUGUGGUACAUAACUAGGUGAGUGCCUCUCAGAAAAAGAAAAAAAAUUACUAGGUGAGUUACUUGGCAUAUACAAAAUUCUUAGUUAAUGAAAAUAUGAAAUUCUAAGUCAAACUAUCUAGAAUUCUCUUACAUCCUCACUGCUCAACAGCUGAAAUCUUACUGAGUUGUGGUUUGAAUGCUAGUGUUGACAUAUGUUCAUCAGAAUCAUAGCUUCAGCUUUCAUAGCAUGUCUCGUGCCGCUUUGCAGCAAGAUUCAUGCUACAUGUCGCAAUAGAAACCAAACCUUCCAUCCUCCCGCUGCUGUGAGUCACCCCCGUGAAUGACAGAGCUGCUGCACCUGCACCACAGUGUUGGAUUACGUGCUUCUGAAGGGACCAAGCUAAGAGAUGAGUUUUUUUCAUAGCUCUUGAUAGUUUUUUUCUUAAAAGUUAGUUGUGUUUUAUUUCUUCAAUAAAAAUAAGUAGCUUUUUAUUUUAAGAGCUCUUACAAAUAGUCUCCGAAUCCGAAUGAUAGUUAAAGUGGUAAGAGUUAGGUGACAUGUGAGUUGAGAGUGGGUGGUCUAGGGAUCAAUAUUUUGGAGGGUGCAAUUUAUCUUUUCGCGGUUAAAAAAAAAAACUCACAAAUAACUUUUUUGUUGUUGUUGUCAAUUACAAAUAUGACAGUAAUGAUUAAGACUUGUGUUAGUCACAUGGACUCUUUUUAAUAGUGAGGUCCUGAGGUCCCUACUCUAACCAUGAUCUACUAGAAUUUCUUUGAUGGCUUAUAUUGUGUUUUUAUUUGUAUUUUUUUUUGAUUUGUGAAUACGAGAGCAAACAUGUUAUGAAU